This is a messenger RNA of Plasmodium relictum, 2487 nucleotides long. Its product is annotated as conserved Plasmodium protein, unknown function. The transcript has a single exon. NCBI's taxonomy places the organism in Eukaryota, Apicomplexa, Aconoidasida, Haemosporida, Plasmodiidae. The record is from RefSeq and is a predicted model, not a curated record. Bases 1 to 2487 code for a protein of 828 amino acids.
AUGGCUAGUAGACAAAGUGACAAAAUAAAAAUUGAAACAAGGAAAACAAAACAAUUAAUUGAAAGAUUUUCACAUUCAAAAAAGGUAAAUGAUAUUCAAAAAAAAAAACCAUUAGAUAUUUCCCAAAAUAAAACAAAUUGUGAAGUAAACAAAAAAAAUACAAAUGAUAUAAUUAAGAAUUCAAAAAAAAAAAAUUUAUUUAAUUUAAAAAAUAUUGAAAUUGACUCAAAAUUUAAUGAUUCAAAUGCAUUCAACAAAGAAACUUUUAUUCCAAAUAGUAUAAAAAAGAUUUCAAAUUUACAACUUAAAGAAUACACAAUAAACGAAAUUCUUAAAGAAAAGGAAAAGAAAUAUGUCCAUAAUUUAAAAAAAAAAAGUUCUCUAGAUACAAUAACAAAGGCAAAAAUUGUUGGAAAAAAUAAUAAAAAAAGUACAAAUAAUAUUUCAGAUAAACUAAAUAUAAAUAAUUCAAGAAAAAGUGCUAAGAAAUUAGAUAAAAUAAAAAAUUCCAACAAUCUCUUUUUUAAAGAGCAAAAAUCCCUUUCAUAUUUAAAGGAGGAUAAAAAUAAUACUUGUAAUAUUAAUAAGAAAAAAUUACAACUGAAUAAUAAGGAGGGUGCAAAUACUCAUCGCGGCAUAUUCUCCAAAGAACCAAUUAAAAACAGUCAAGAAAAUAUAGGAAAAUUAGGAAACCAUUUAAAAAAUAUGGAAAAUUCCAAAAAAAAUUUUAAAGAAGUUAAUAAAUCUUAUGACACAAUUAAUGAUAAGAAUGCUUAUUCCAAUGAUAUAAGUAAAGCUAUCUACAAUAAUAAGAAGAAUCAUAGCAAUACUACAUUUGCUAAUAAUUCAUAUGAUUAUGAUAAUGGCAAAGAAAAAAUAACAAAAAAUAGCAUAUCCUUUGAAAAAAUAAUAAAAUACAAUGAUGAACAAUUAAAAAAGAAAUUUUAUAAAAGAAAAGAUAAUAAUCAAAUCUCAAUAACGAAUUCCUUUCCUGAAAAUUAUCAAGGAAAUAUAUCUGUAAAAUAUAAUAAAAAUAAUGUAAAUAAUAACAAUGUUAAUAAUAAGUAUAAUAAUAGAAGCACUAAUAGUAAUAGCAUUAAAAACAAUAAAAACAUUAAUUAUGAUGAUAAUAAUAAUAUAAAUGACAGUAAUCAUAUUAAAAAUAGUAUUAGUAAUAAUAUAAAUGGUAAUAUAAUUAGUAGUAAUGAUAUGAAUUCAUCCAAAAAAAUAAAUGAUUUGGAAGAAAAUAAAUGGAUUGAAAUUGAAAAAACGUAUCAUUUUUGGGAUGCUUUAAAAAAUAAUUUUAAAAAUGUAUUUUUAAUAAAAUCAGAAGAUAAUAAAGGAAAAAAUGAAGGUAAUAUUAAGAUAAAUGAGAAUAAUAUUUAUGAAAACAAAGAAGAAAAAAAUGCAAUGAUAUUAAAAAUGGGGAAAAAAAAGGGUAAUUAUAAAAAUAAUUUUCCGUUAUCUAUAGAUUCUUAUGUGAGAUGUUUAAAUUUUUUAAGCGUAGAUAGAAUUUUAGAGUGUGAAUUAUUAAAUAAAUUAACUAGUUAUGUAAUAAAUAAUCGAAUAAAUGUUUUUACCCAUAUUAAAAAACUUCACUUGGAUGAAAAAUGGUCAAAUUUACCAAUUUAUAAAAGACAAUUUUAUUUACAUCAAAUGAAGAAUGUUAAACAUAUUAAAACAUCAGAAAAAAUUUAUUCAGGAAACGGUAUGUACAUACAUGAAGUUGCUGCAUUAAUAUUUCAAAAUGUAGAUAAUUUAAAAACAUUAGAAUUAUUAUCUCCAGAAUAUUUUAUGAAUGACUGUACACCUAGGCAUGAACCUUUUGCAUUAUGUCCAUCAGUUUUCGAAAAACUAGAAAAAUUAACUAUUAUUGGAUGUCAAACAUUAGAAUGGUUACAUAUUUUUCGUAAUUGUUCAUUUCCAUUAUUAAAAAAGUUUGAGGUAUGCUAUUAUCCAUUACACCACGAUCAUUGGUUUUGGGAGUUUAUUUUCGAUUUCACGACUUUAGGUUUACAAGGCUUAUAUAAAAUGUUAUACACAAUGGAAAAUCUUCAAAAACUAGUUAUCGGAUUUGAUGUUUUGUUUGAUAACAUUGAAGGAGAUUUAUAUAAUCCUAUUGAUAGUCACAGAAAUAUAUUACAAGAAUAUAAUAUUAUUAGUAAUAGCAGUCAGCCAUACAAUAAUACAUAUAUUCCUCCUGCUAAUGGGCAUCCAUCAAGAAAAUAUAAAAGUUAUAGAGGCAGAUUAUGUGAAGAGGAUUUUAGUGAUAUUUUUACUAUUGCUUAUUAUAUAUCUGGAAAAUGUGGGAAAUUAAAGAGAAUUAUGAUAAAGUAUAGAAAUUCAUAUGACUAUUAUGAUGAUGAAAUAGAAAGAGAUGAAUCAAUUAAUGAAUUUUUUUCUAAAGCUGCAAAUACUGCAUCUGCUUACUAUAAUUAUGUUCUUAACUGGUUUAGGACUCCUGAUGAAAGAAUUCCAAGGGAUUAA